AUGACCGAUCAAGGCAGCCCCAAGCAGGUGCCGGAGCACCAGCCAGACCCAGUGCUGGUGGGCCCCGGGCUACAGGCCUUGAAGGAGGAAGCAUACACAGAUGCUACCAAUGCGACUCCUACUGCGGACGCGGAUAAGACAUACCCAGUCGACACCGAUGCGCCCUCGUACUUUGCCAGCAUCCCUGGGGCCAAUGCUGCGUCAUUGGACCAGUCCGAGCUUUCCUCUUCUCCCUCCUCUAUGGCGAAGCGAGCGUCGUCGAGCAUGGACUUAUUGCGACGGUUAAGCUUGACCGCAGAAGCCUCGCCAGGGUCGCCCGAGCUCGACCCACGCACACAACACCCAGGACUACGUCUGAGCGGCCGGUUGAUCAGUGCCGCAUUCUGCAUACCAUACAAGCUCUAUCAUCAGCCAGGAUCGGAUUGGGUGCUAAAGCCACGAUCUGGAACCUCGGCUCUCUUUGAUUCAUUCGCCCAUCUUGCCUCAGAUGAGACAAGUUGGUCACACACUCUGGUAGGCUGGACUGGUGAAGUUGAACCGACCUUGGACUCGAAGAUACCCUUACAGCCGAUCCCCGUCAACGCCGUCGGCAAGUUGCCCACCGUUCCGCACAACCUACCCUCCAAUAUCCCGUUGAACAAAGCGGCAGCCCCGGUUCCCGUGGAUUCCACCCAGAAGCCCCCGAUGCAUCCACUGUUGGAGGGGAUCAAUAUUGAUCGGGAAGAUCGAGAGCGGCUCGAUCACCAGCUUAGCUCGGGGCGCUAUGGUCGGAUUUUACCUGUGUGGCUGUCUGACGCAUCAGAUGAGCCGCAAGAUACCAUCGUGCUGAAGGACCAAGGAAGAUGGCGACGGUAUGCGGAGCGAGAAUUGUACCCGUUGCUGCACUACAAGCAGCAUGGUCCAACGGACGGCCGCUCCGAGCGGAGGUGGUGGGCUGAUUACCUCCGAUUAAAUCAGCUGUUUGCGGACCGUAUUGCGGAGGAGUAUAGGGAAGGGGAUGUCGUGUGGGUUCAUGACUACCACCUGUUCCUUGUGCCCAGUCUCCUGCGGCAGCGAAUUCCCAACAUCUACGUGGGCUUCUUUUUGCACUCCCCAUUCCCCAGCAGCGAGUUUGUACGGUGUUUGGCGAAGCGCAAGGAGGUAUUAACGGGCGUGCUGGGUGCCAACAUGAUCGGGUUUCAGACAUUUUCCUAUUCUCGACACUUUUCUUCCUGUUGUACCCGUGUUUUGGGCUUUGAAUCAAACUAUGCCGGGGUGGAUGCCUACGGAGCGCACGUUGCGGUUGACGUCUUCCCCAUUGGGAUUGACGCACGCGCCAUCCAGAAAGCCGCCUUUGGGGCCGCAGACAUCGAGAAGGCCGUGACGGCAAUCCGCAGUCUGUAUGCCGACAAGAAGAUCAUCGUGGGUCGUGAUCGACUGGAUAGUGUCCGGGGCGUGGCGCAGAAACUACAGGCGUUCGAAAUAUUCCUGGAGCGAUAUCCCGAGUGGCGCAACAAGGUCGUCCUCAUACAAGUGACAAGUCCCACCAGCGUCGAGGAGGAGAAAGAGGAUCCUGAAAACAAGAUCGCUGGCCAGAUCUCCAGCUUGGUUUCCACCAUCAAUGGCCGGUUUGGGUCCCUGAGCUUUUCACCCGUCCAGUAUUACCCGCAAUAUCUCUCGCAGCAAGAAUACUUUGCCCUAUUGCGCGUGGCUGACGUUGGAUUGAUCACCACGGUGCGAGACGGGAUGAACACCACAAGUCUGGAAUACAUUGUUUGCCAACAGACGAACCACAGCCCACUCAUCCUAUCCGAAUUCUCAGGAACUGCGGGUACGCUUCCUAGCGCUAUUCACAUCAACCCCUGGGACCUAGCUGGCGUCGCGGGUGCCAUUGACCGGGCACUGAAGAUGCCCCCCGAUCAGCGGAAGGAGCAGCAUCUGAAGCUGUACAAGCAUGUGAUCACUAACACAGUCUCAAAUUGGUCGAAGCAGUUCCUCCAUCGCCUCCUGACCAAUCUCUCCUCGUUCGACCAGUCGGUUGCCACGCCAGCACUUGACCGGGCGAAACUCCUGAAGCAGUACCGCAAGGCGCGGCGGCGACUAUUCAUGUUUGAUUAUGACGGGACGUUAACACCCAUCGUCAAGGAUCCACAAGCCGCCAUUCCAUCGGACCGAGUGUUGCGCACCAUUAAAAGCCUCGCGGCGGACCCGCGCAACGCUGUUUGGAUCAUCAGUGGACGGGACCAGGCUUUCUUGGAUGAAUGGAUGGGCCACAUUCCGGAAUUGGGGCUGAGCGCCGAACAUGGAUGUUUUAUUCGCAAGCCCGGGAGGGACGACUGGGAGAACCUGGCCGAACGGACGGAUAUGGCCUGGCAGAAGGAAGUGGUGGAAGUUUUUCAGCACUUCACUGAACGUACCCAGGGCUCCUUCAUUGAGCGGAAACGGGUGGCUUUGACCUGGCACUAUCGGCGAGCGGACCCGGAGUACGGCGCCUUCCAGGCUCGCGAGUGCCGGAAGACCCUUGAGGAUACUGUAGCCAAACGCUGGGACGUGGAGGUCAUGGCAGGCAAGGCAAAUUUGGAGGUCCGGCCGACAUUUGUCAACAAGGGCUAUAUCGCCACGCGGCUGGUGGACGAGUACGGGGAGAAGCCUCCUGACUUCAUUCUGUGUCUGGGGGACGAUUUCACCGACGAAGAUAUGUUCCGUGCGCUGCAGAAAUUUGACUUGCCCCAGGACCACGUGUAUUCAGUCACUGUGGGUGCCAGCUCGAAGCAAACCGACGCCAGCUGGCAUCUUUUGGAACCAGCCGAUGUUAUUGGCGCCCUCCAGAUGCUGUACAGCCACGGCCAAGACUACUGA
Molecule: messenger RNA, 2838 nt
Organism: Penicillium lagena
Lineage: Eukaryota; Fungi; Ascomycota; Eurotiomycetes; Eurotiales; Aspergillaceae
Gene: orlA
Product: putative alpha,alpha-trehalose-phosphate synthase subunit Tps2
Exons: 3
Coding region: 1-2838 (945 amino acids)
Biological process (GO): cellular response to heat; fungal-type cell wall organization; trehalose biosynthetic process
Cellular component (GO): cytosol; alpha,alpha-trehalose-phosphate synthase complex (UDP-forming)
Molecular function (GO): catalytic activity
Source: RefSeq, a predicted model, not a curated record